UGACAAUCAAGCCACACAUGUACCCUCUCAUUCUGAGUGAACAAUACACUGGCAAUCCUUCAGAGCCUAGUAUCAACCCCCAAUGCCGAGGCCCGUCCACUGUCGACUUCAAUGUCACUUCCACAGCUGCCAUUUCUACCGUUAAACACACCACAAACCCCUAUACAGACGCCUCACAGUCGCCCCCCUUCAUCAUCAGCAUCUACCAGGUCCUAUAGCACUAGACAAACACCAGAAGAAAAGUUAGAUGUAAUAUUCAACACAAUCAUCAAGGAAAUGCACUGGUCUUUCGCAGAAUUCAUGUACUAUGCAUUCCGGAUAAAAGACAAUGAUGGAAAUGAAAUUCACCGAACGAAACAGCAUGCUACCAUCAUCAGUCGAUUUUUACGAGGUCGUGACCGGCACCUGCCCAUUGACAUACUUGCAAUGUGGAUGGAACACCCUGAUGGCC
This is a messenger RNA of Serpula lacrymans var. lacrymans S7.9, 451 nucleotides long. RefSeq lists its product as uncharacterized. The record is from RefSeq and is a predicted model, not a curated record. The transcript has a single exon. The annotation marks the transcript as partial. NCBI's taxonomy places the organism in Eukaryota, Fungi, Basidiomycota, Agaricomycetes, Boletales, Serpulaceae.